Suillus discolor is the source of this 453-nucleotide messenger RNA. RefSeq lists its product as uncharacterized. Gene Ontology annotation, biological process: post-translational protein targeting to endoplasmic reticulum membrane. The record is from RefSeq and is a predicted model, not a curated record. The coding region runs from base 1 to 453 and encodes 150 amino acids. Gene Ontology annotation, cellular component: TRC complex. The transcript has 3 exons. Lineage: Eukaryota; Fungi; Basidiomycota; Agaricomycetes; Boletales; Suillaceae.
AUGUCGCUCACGGUUGAAUCAGUCACUACCCAAGAAGAAGCAUGCCGCCUCCGCUCGUUCGACAGUGAUGUCGCCUGGGAGAUCGGGCACAUCAUCCGUGCUAAUGUCCAAAAAAAGUUUACGCGCCCCGUCGUCAUCUAUAUCGCCCACGCGAACUCAUCCCAGCUCCUCUUCUUCGCCACCUCAGGACCUGGUACACUUCCCGACAAUAUGCACUGGGGAUGCUCAACGAUGCGCAUGAGAUUAUCGCUGCAGACCAAAACAAAGACACUCCAAGAAGUAUAUGAGAUGAGCGACCCGAGUAUAUAUGCGGUGCACGGCGGAGGUUUUCCGGUGAAGGUAGAGGGCGUAGAGGGGGUCGUGGGAGUGAUAGUGGUUAGUGGUCUCGCACAGGAAGACGACCAUAGUGUCAUUGUGGAUGGUAUCCAAGAAUACCUUGCGAAGAAUCUUUGA